AUGAAGGUCACUCACCAGCCAGUGAUGCGGGUGAACGCAGUGCCAAGUGCUUUGCUGCUGUUGCUGUUGCUGCUGCUGCUGCUGCUGCUGCUGCUGCUGUUGCUGCUGUUGCUGCUGCUGCUGCUGCUGCUGCUGCUGGGCACUUGCCGGGGCAAGUGCGGUUGGACCCACUGCAAGUUGCCCAAGCGCACCGCUGCACUGGCGCCGCGGCGGGUGCUGCUGCUGCGGGUGCUGCUGCGGGUGCUGCUGCGGGUGCUGCUGCGGGUGCUGCUGCUGCUGCUGCUGCUGCUGCUGCUGCUGCUGCUGCUGCUGCUGCUGCUGCUGCUGCUGCUGUGCCGGCAGCGGGGAUGGCAGAAGCAUCGGUGA
Messenger RNA from Monoraphidium neglectum, 366 nucleotides. RefSeq lists its product as hypothetical. Lineage: Eukaryota; Viridiplantae; Chlorophyta; Chlorophyceae; Sphaeropleales; Selenastraceae. The transcript is spliced from 2 exons. Bases 1 to 366 code for a protein of 121 amino acids. The record is from RefSeq and is a predicted model, not a curated record.